AUGGGUACGCACCUCCUACUGCUGCUGCUAGGCCUCUCCAUGAUGUUGGGCUUCCUGCACGCUCUACAAUGUUUCCAGUGUGAUAGGGUCAAUGCCAAUGGGGUUUGCGAGAGUGGAGAAAGCUUCUGCCAGACUGAAGGCAGCCAGCAGUGCUUUCUGAGGAAGGUCUAUGAAGGUGACAGACUCCUGUAUGGAUACCAGGGCUGUGGGGACCUGUGCCUCUCCAUGUCUUUUUUCAAACAAAAUGCUCGAGUGGAUUUUGUAUGCUGCAGUGACACAUCUUUCUGUAACAGGUUUUAGAGACUUGGCCCUUCCUUGCUCUGUUCAAUUGUUUAUUUAGCCCUUUUCUAUACUCCUGUAGCCUCAAAGGACCAGUUCAUUUUCCCCAGCACUGUCCAAACCCUGAAACCUGCUCCUGCUCAGCUACAGGUGUUGCUGUUUCAACAGUUUAGCCCACCAGAUAGAUGCUUUCUCCUUCCCUCUCUCUUCCUCAGAUUCUGGUCUCCUUCCUCUUCUCUUUCCAUACUUCCAUCUCUCCCUCCCUUCUCCCAUUAUUGUCUGGCACAUCACAGGCUCUCCUUCCCUCCUCCUUCUCUUCCUUCCUUUCUUCAACAAAUAUUUUCUGACGGCUAAGCCCUGUAAUUAGAUGCUGAUUAUAUAACACCGAAUAAGAUACACCUGAUCCCUGCCCUCAAUGUGCCUUCAGUAUAAUGGCUCCCUUUCUGCCAGGCUGACCAGGGUCACGAUGGCUCCAGUAUCUUGCCUCCCUCUUAUUCAUAGAACUUAAGGCUGGAAGGGACUCCUUCACCACCCCCUUCAUUUUACACACACAUGUGCACAUGCACACACACAUGUGCACUCUUCCUCAGUCU
This is a messenger RNA of Diceros bicornis minor, 872 nucleotides long. RefSeq names its product protein PIP-1-like. The record is from RefSeq and is a predicted model, not a curated record. Gene Ontology annotation, molecular function: acetylcholine receptor inhibitor activity. Lineage: Eukaryota; Metazoa; Chordata; Mammalia; Perissodactyla; Rhinocerotidae. The transcript is spliced from 3 exons. Bases 1 to 300 code for a protein of 99 amino acids.